AUGGUGAGAACAAGAACAGAAGACCCGGAAGAUGCUACAUAUGCACAGUUGGACAGGAUGGAGAGAAUGAUCAUGGAAAUGGCAGAGACCUUAUGGCAACAACACCAACAGCCACAACCACAACCGCCACCUCCACCGGUACCUCCGCCUGUGGUACAAGAUUUUCAUGCUGAGGACCGGACUAUCACUCUUAUGAAGGAAUUUAAGAAGAUGAAGCCGCCAUCAUUCAAGGGAGGAAUAGAACUGAUGAUAGCUGAAGCAUGGGUGUUGGGAAUAGAAAAACUAUUUGAAGUAUUUCUGUGUACCGAAGUCCAAAAAGUGCAACUUGCUACCUUCACCCUUGAAGAUGAAGCACAGAGGUGGUGCAUGCUUACAGGAACUGUACAUCAAGGCUUAACUUGGGACAAAUUCUUGGAGCUGUUUUAUGACAAGUACUUUCCUCAAAGUAUGCGAGACAAGAAGGUGAUAGAAUUUCAAACUCUCAGACAAGGGAACAAGACCGUUGCAGAGUAUGAAGCUCAAUUUGCAGAACUAGCCCGGUUUGCACCUCAUAUGGUGGACACGGAUUAUAAGAAGGCACAGAAAUUUGAAGGGGAAUUACGGGGUGCUAUCCUGGAUAGAGUCAACAUGUUAGAGUUACCUACCUAUGUUGAUAUGUUGGAGAGGGCUGUUAUCGCAGAGGGAAACCUUGCUGCUCAGAGUCGGAUUUCUGAAUGGAAGGGAAAGAGGCAGAACAAUCAAUUAUCAACGGGGUCAACUACUCCACCUAGCAAGAAACAAAACUCAGGGACUUCUAGUGCUUCCACCCUCACACCAGACUCAACCCCUAUUUGUUCAGAAUGUGGAAAGAAGCACCGUGGAACAUGCUAUCAGAAGUCUGGGGCCUAUUUUAGUUGUGGCAAAACGGGCCAUUUGGUAAGGGAUUGCCCUCAGCGGAAUCAAAAAAAUGGCAAUAGGGCUGUUACAAGUUUAGUAGGGUCUACACCAACUUCCAACACCAAGUCAGUUGCCAAACCUGCUAACAAUAAAGACACUGUGAGACAAGGUAGGGUGUUUACAUUGGUUCCAGGAGAUGUGCAAAAUGCGGCAACAGUGGUGUCAGGUACAUUUAUUAUUCACGGUCAUUCUGAUCAUAUAUUGUUCGAUUCUGGCUCAACCUAUUCCUUUGUGUCAAAACUAUUUGCGCAAAAUUUAGAUAAAUUUGAGGAAGUAUUGCCUUAUAUGUUGUGUGUGUCUUCGCCUUUGGGAGACUCUUUGAUUUGUACUUCUGUUUAUUUUGCUUGUGAACUUCAAGUUGGGGACAUCCGGGGACAUGGGAUGACUUUUCCACCUUAUUUGAUUUCUGAAGCAAAGGCUUGUAACCUAAUUCAGAAAGUGGGUCAGGGGUAUUUAUGCAUUGUUUUGGAAGGGCAAGUGAUGAGUGGGAAUACUGACAUGAUUCCAGUUGUCUGUGAAUUUCUGGAUGUCGUUACGGAAGAAUUACUGGGAGAGCUAGUAGACCGUGAAAUCAAGUUUACAAUUGAAAUGGCACUGGGAACUCAACCUAUUUCUAAGACUCCAUAUAGAAUGUCACCAGUUGAGAUGAAGGAAUUAAAGAUUCAAUUGUAG
Molecule: messenger RNA, 1608 nt
Organism: Camellia sinensis
Lineage: Eukaryota; Viridiplantae; Streptophyta; Magnoliopsida; Ericales; Theaceae
Source: RefSeq, a predicted model, not a curated record